AUGAGACAAUCAAAUUAAGAUAGUCAAUGGUAUUUUAGUAAAGGUAUAUAUAUGUAAAAAUAUCAUUAGGAAAUGAAUUUGGUAAAUAAGGCAUUAAUGACCACACAAUAACAUUAAAGAUUUAUCCAUAAUAUGCUAUUGCAUAUAAAAAUAGUGGUAAAAUAUUAUAUCUAUUUAUUAGGAAAUGCAUAUCUGAAUUGA
Paramecium sonneborni is the source of this 201-nucleotide messenger RNA. The record is from the annotation of a GenBank genome assembly. Lineage: Eukaryota; Ciliophora; Oligohymenophorea; Peniculida; Parameciidae.